AUGGCUCUGCUGGUGCGGAGGGCACGGAGGGCGGCGACCAAGGCCGCGGUGUCGCUCGGCGGCGGCGGCAGCAGCAGCAGCAGCGUGGAGCUUGCGAUCCCGGCGCACUUCCGGUGCCCGAUCUCGCUGGACCUCAUGCGGGACCCCGUCACGGCGCCAACGGGGAUCACGUACGACCGUGAGAGCAUCGAGGCGUGGCUGGACACGGGCCGCGCCACCUGCCCUGUCACCCACGCGCCGCUCCGCCACGAGGACCUCGUCCCCAACCACGCCAUCCGCCGCGUCAUCCAGGACUGGUGCGUCGCCAACCGGUCCCGCGGCGUCGAGCGCAUCCCCACGCCCAAGAUCCCCGUCACGCCCGUCCAGGCCUCUGAGCUCCUCUUCAACCUCGCCGGAUCCGCGCGACGCCGCGACGCCGCCGCGCGGUGCGCCGAGGUGGUCGCCAAGAUAAAGGCCCUCGCCGGGGACAGCGAGCGGAACAGGCGCUGCUUCGCGUCCAUCGGCACGGGCCGCGUGCUCGCCGCCGCGUUCGAGUCGCUCGCUGCUGCUGCUGACGCCGCACCGGCGGGGCGCGUCCUUGAGGACAUCCUGGCGGCAUUGGUCUGCAUGAUGCCGUUGGACGAGGAGGCCGCCAGGACGUUGGGCUUGCCGACCUCGCUGGGGUCUCUGGUCGCCAUUGCUGAGAACGGGAGCUUGGCGGGAAGGCUGAACGCCGUGCUGGCAAUCAAGGAGGUCGUCUCGUGCGACGGAGUGUUCACUGAUCUGAGCGGAAAGAUCGACGAGAUCGUAGACGCGCUGUCAAAGAUCAUCAAGUCUCCGAUCUGCCCACAGGCAACCAAGGCCGGCAUGGUCGCCACCUAUCACCUGGCGCUAUACGACGAGCGUGUCGCGGCGCGCCUUGCUGCCGCCGGGCUCGUCCCCGUGCUCAUCGAGGCCCUUGUAGACGCCGACAAGAGCAUGUCCGAGAAGGCACUGGCUGUGCUCGACGCGGUGCUUGCCUCGGAGGAAGGCCGCGCAAGCGCGCGGGCGCACGCGCUCGCCGUGCCCAUGCUCGUCAAGAAGAUGUUCCGCGUGUCCGACCUGGCCACCCAACUCGCCGUGUCGGCGAUGUGGCGGCUUGGAAAGGCGCACAGCGACGGCGAGGAGGAGGAUGAUGCGGUGACGCGGUGCCUUGUCGAGGCGCUGCGGGUUGGGGCGUUCCAGAAGCUGCUCCUGCUCUUGCAGGUCGGCUGCAGGGACGCAACCAAGGAGAAGGCCACCGAGCUGCUCAAGAUGCUCAACAAGUACAAGAGCGUAGGCGAAUGCGUCGACGCUGUGGAUUUCAGAGGCCUGAACAAGUUGUCAUCUUAA
Messenger RNA from Miscanthus lutarioriparius, 1350 nucleotides. Lineage: Eukaryota; Viridiplantae; Streptophyta; Magnoliopsida; Poales; Poaceae. The record is from the annotation of a GenBank genome assembly.